Molecule: messenger RNA, 858 nt
Organism: Hirsutella rhossiliensis
Lineage: Eukaryota; Fungi; Ascomycota; Sordariomycetes; Hypocreales; Ophiocordycipitaceae
Product: superoxide dismutase
Exons: 2
Coding region: 1-858 (285 amino acids)
Biological process (GO): superoxide metabolic process
Molecular function (GO): superoxide dismutase activity; metal ion binding
Source: RefSeq, a predicted model, not a curated record
AUGUUCCGCACACGGCUGAGGCUACCGCGCCGCCUCCCGGUGGUCUCCGUGCGCACCGCGGCUCAUGCCCGGAGGAGCCUGCACCAGGUGCCCCGGCUGAGGCACGACUUCUCCCAGGGCGUCCCCAACCUCAUGAGCCCCGGCGGCUUUGCCAUUGCCUGGACCGACUACAUGACCUUGAUGGUCGACAAGCUCAAUGCUCUGACGACCGGCACCGACCUCGAAGACAAAGACACAAAAACAAUCAUCCUCCUCACCGCCCGCGAGCCCACCAAGGCGCCCCUCUUCAACUACGCCUCCAUGGCCCACAACAACCACUUCUUCUUCCGCGGCAUCUGCCCCCAAGGCACCCCGAUGCCCCCCGUCCUGCGCAAGGAGCUCGAGGCCUCCUUCUCCUCCAUCGACACCCUGCGCCAAGAGUUCGUCCUCACCGCCCAGGCCAUGUUCGGCCCGGGCUUCCUCUGGCUCGUCAAGGCCGGCCCCGCCGACUACCGCCUGCUGCCCACCUACCUCGCCGGCUCCCCCUACCCGGGCGCCCACUGGCGUCGCCAAAAGACGGACAUGAACUCGAUCGGCGACGAGGGCUCCGCCCGGCCCUACCUCAGGAACCAGCUCUCGGGCGCCAAAAAGCGCACAGCCGAGCUGCCCCCUGGCGGCAUCGAGCUCGAGCCCCUCCUCUGCCUCAACACCUGGGAGCACGCUUGGUUGCUCGACUGGGGCGUCGGCGCCGGCGGCCAGGGCGGCAAGAUGGCGUUUGCUGAGUCCUGGUGGGAGCUCAUCGACUGGGAGCAGGUCGCCAAGCAUUCGGGCGUGCUGCGGCCGGAUUUCAAGUCGGCGGCGACUGAGGAGGCGGCUUAG